AUGCUGUUGUGCCCUUGCUUUUUUGUGAGAACAACUGCUGACGCUGGGGGUUGUUUUUUGAUGUAUACAGAGUGCCGGAACUCCAAGGAGUGCGCCCCUGCCAAGCACCACUUUGACGAGUGCGUCGAGCGUGUCACCGCUGCCCAGUCCGAGGAGGGCGGCGCCAAGGAGGACUGCGUCGAGGAGUUCUUCCACCUUGCCCACUGCGCUACCGCCUGCGCCGCGCCCAAGCUCUGGUCCGUCCUCAAAUAA
Messenger RNA from Podospora anserina S mat+, 252 nucleotides. RefSeq lists its product as uncharacterized. Lineage: Eukaryota; Fungi; Ascomycota; Sordariomycetes; Sordariales; Podosporaceae. The transcript has 2 exons. Gene Ontology annotation, biological process: mitochondrial electron transport, ubiquinol to cytochrome c. The coding region runs from base 1 to 252 and encodes 83 amino acids. The record is from RefSeq and is a predicted model, not a curated record.